AUGAUGCAGGGUCGCACACACUUAUAUGAAGGAUAUACAGUUGGCGAGGUUGGUUUGGUUUCUGUAUUUAAAAUAUUGUUGGUUAAAAAAGGCACUUAAGUUCAUGAAAACUGAUUUUUCAGUUUUUUCAUAAUUUUACUGGCUUAAAGACCUGAGCAGCAAGAGUCAGUUCCCAUCCAGAAAGAAAAAAAUAUGUGAUCACACUUGUAGUAACAUGUGUGAUUCAAAGUGUGAUCUCAGAUGUGAUCCCAGGAGUUUUUUUUUUUGGUCUUUCCAACUUCCUGUUACUUCAAUUUUAUUUCUUCUACCCUUGUUAAGUUAACCUGUUAACUGUACCCCCCCCCCCCAAAAAAUAAAUGAAUAAAACAAUGUUGUACUGUGAUUCCAUGAAUCUUUAGCUACAUAAGGCAACAUUGAACUGCAGGGAAGGGGGGGGGGUCUUGUCAAUGAUUAAGAGUGUGGUAGAUACAGGAGUGUCAUUAUUCACAAACAUGACCAAUUUUGAUGCACAUUGUAGAUAAUUAGACAAUAUGAUAAGAGGAUCCCUUAUUGUUGACAUAACUGAUCAUCAAGAUGAUGUUAUUUGUUCUGUAUCACAGAUCACUCUUCCAGUUCGUGUGAUGAUCCACUUGGGUAUCAAAACUUUGAUUGUCACUAAUGCUGCUGGAGGACUUAACAGAAGUUACAAUGUUGGUGAUAUUAUGGUUAUCAAGGACCAUAUUAAUCUUGCUGGACUUACAGGGGAAAGUCCAUUGAGAGGUGUUAAUGAUGACCGGUAUGUUACCUUAAAUUUUGUAACCUAUAUUCUUUGUAGUAAAUGUAUGUAUCAAUGUUUUGGGUAAUUAAAUAAUACAGAUAUGUGAUCUUUUCAUUAGUUUUGGUCCAAGAUUUCCAGCCCUCUCUGAUGCAUAUGACCGAUCCCUUGUUAAAACUGCUAUCGAUACAGCCGCUCACUUGGGCUAUUCAACAUUCAUGCAGGAAGGAGUUUACUGUGCACAAGUUGGGCCAGCUUUUGAGACCCCUGCAGAAUGUAGAUUCUUAAGCAUGGUGAGAUAACAUUUUGAUCACUUGUUCUGUAAAGUAGACAUCAUCACUUAAUUGUUGUGAAUAAUUGCAGGGAAAGUAUUCCCACAAUAUUUUACAGAAUACUGUACCUCAUGGAUAUUUGAAGUAAAGGAACAACAAAUGAGGGGAUUUGAUAUGCAAUUUUGCGGCAUUAACAUGGCCUUCCAAGUCUGGGAAGAACAUGGAUAUUAUUUAAGAUAUUGGAAUGACUGUUAAAUAUUAGAGAUCAGUCAGCAAAUAGACUUUUAUUUCUGGCAAGUGCAAUUAAAGGUUGCCAAGUGGCAGUGAUGAAAAAAGGUUGGAGCCAUGUAUUGGAGAGCAGAACCAUUGGAAUCCCUGAUUACAUUUCACUCUCAGCUGUACUUGUUGUUUCCCCAAACCACCAUUAACCAAAAUGUGUUUGUCAGGUUGGGGCAGAUGCUGUUGGAAUGAGCACAGUGCACGAAGUGGUGGUGGCAAGGCAUGCUGGGAUAAAAGUCUUAGGCAUCUCUUUAAUAACAAAUGUUGCUGUCAUGGGUUAUGAUGACAAUGUCAGUGCUGCCAACCAUCAAGAAGUGCUGGAAACUGGAAAGAAAAGAUCUGCUAACAUGCAGAAUCUGGUCUCCACCAUUGUUGGUAAAAUUUAAUUUGUCUAAUGGUUUGGAAUAUGGUGGCGCAAGCAAACAAGAAUAUAAUUUUUAUGAUGUAAUAAGACAAUUCCUUGCACCCCUAUGGAUACAGCCUAAUUAUAAAGUAAAUAUUUGAUCAAGUCAUCCUCAUAAAGAGUUUGUUUCCUAUUGCCCCAUAACUUUCUAACGGCUCUUUUAUGAAACUAUACAAUACGCAAAGUUAACUUUUAUUUUAGAUGAUAACAGGGAAAAAAUAUCUCAAAUCAACCUUGAAUAAAGAGAACGGGGGGAAACAGAUCCUUGGGUGGAGUUAAAAAGUUGUGUGUAUCCCAAAACUGUGGAAAAAAUAGAUCACAGGAAUAAGCAUGGCAAAGUUCUCUUCCAACCCAAAUCACUCCCCACCCCCCUCCCUCACCCCCUCACUUCAUCAGCCCCUGGGUGGGUGUUCUUUUCCUUUUAAGCUACUUUCUCAAGAGGAAAGGAGAUUGGAGGAGAAACUUUUUAUGGUGAUGACCUUAAUGAUAAUAGAAUGCUUGGGAUAUCUAAUUAAAGAACAACAUGUGAUCCCUCUUAAUUUCAGUAUUUUGGGGGUGAUAUUUACUAAUUAUUAAUUUGUGUGCAAUACUAUUAAUUUUUCCUCUCGGUUUUUUUGUAAAAGUUAUUUCAUGAGGAGCAUAGAAUAUAGGCAUUUUGAGCCAGAUAUGUCAUGGUGGAUCAAAUGUCCCUGAAGUGUUUGCCUCCUAAAAUAGGCAUCUCUCAAAAAACCACUCUAAAGGAAAUAAGAAUAGCAAAUAAAGAUAUAGUAAUUUUAAUUUACAUUAAUUUGAAAUGGCAUGGAGUGAAAUCUGGGAGAAACAAAACUCAUUAUUUUCUGAUAGCCAUAUUUUUUUCUGUCAAGACCAAAAAAAAUUAAUAAUGUGUGAGAACUAUCUUAUUUGUAACUUUGUCUGUAGUAUGCAGUAUGGUAAGAAGUGAGUGAGUAAAUGGUAUCAUGUGAUGUCAAUUUGAAGAUUCAACCUCCCAAAAUGCCCAGAAGGUUGCUCAGAAGGGGGAAGUUGAAGUUGAAUUGACUGACGCAUCAUUCAUUUUUUUUCUGAUGUAGACUUCCGUAAACCUUAACAACAGAGAACUGUUAGCUUGCAACCUUUGUUUGGUAGUUCCAUAUUUGUUUCAGGCUGUAAUAUGUUUUCUAAUUGUUGGGAAUAUUAUAAUAAUUGUAAUUCUGUGCUGAAUUUUCCAAAGAACUACAUCAGAUGCAUUAAUUCCACAUUCAAGCUGAAUUCUUUGGUGCAUAUUUCAAUUUGUUUAGUUUUUUUAAGUGUUCCCAAAAUCCAAAGGAAACUUCUUCCAAUUACAUAGAACUUUGAUUAUUAUAAUUAAGAUGAUUGUUGAGAUGCUGUUCACGUAUUCUGAUUGAUUGGGCAUAACAUCAUUGAGCAGUUUUCAAUUGAUGUCUCUAAAGGAGAAAAUGAAGGAAAACGCAGUUGCUAUUGGUGUCUGUUUCACAACUAUAUGUACUCUUUCACAUUUCUCUCUUUCAGGAAAUUAACAUUUCCUUCAUAUUUAAUGGUUUGAAAAUAUUAAUUUGAGGUAUUUACUGAGGUAUGUUAUGAGAAAAUUGCAUUACGUAAUACGCCAUAAAGAACAGUUGGAUAUAAUAUUAAUAACAGUUUGUUUUAAUAGUGCUGUU
Messenger RNA from Pocillopora meandrina, 3363 nucleotides. NCBI's taxonomy places the organism in Eukaryota, Metazoa, Cnidaria, Anthozoa, Scleractinia, Pocilloporidae. The record is from the annotation of a GenBank genome assembly.